Molecule: messenger RNA, 1375 nt
Organism: Mus pahari (shrew mouse)
Lineage: Eukaryota; Metazoa; Chordata; Mammalia; Rodentia; Muridae
Product: cytochrome P450 2C40-like
Exons: 9
Coding region: 38-1375 (445 amino acids)
Biological process (GO): xenobiotic metabolic process
Cellular component (GO): intracellular membrane-bounded organelle; cytoplasm
Molecular function (GO): iron ion binding; oxidoreductase activity, acting on paired donors, with incorporation or reduction of molecular oxygen, reduced flavin or flavoprotein as one donor, and incorporation of one atom of oxygen; heme binding
Source: RefSeq, a predicted model, not a curated record
UUGCCUGAUCAUACCUGUGUCAGUAAGAAGGGUCUCCAUGGAUCCAUUUGUGGGCUUGGUGUUUUGUCUGUCCUUUCUGCUUCUCCUCUCACUGUGGAGACAGAGCUCUGGAAGAGGGAAGCUCCCUCCUGGCCCCACUCCUCUCCCACUUAUUGGCAAUUACCACCUGAUAGAUAUGAAGGACAUCCGCCAGUCCCUUACCAAUUUUUCUAAAAGAUAUGGCCCUGUGUUCACUCUGUAUUUUGGCUCACAGCCUACUGUGGUAUUACAUGGUUAUGAGGCAAUGAAAGAAGCCCUAAUUAACCAUGGUGAAGAGUUCUCUGGAAGAGGAAGGGUUCCGGUUUUAGAGAAGGCUUUUAAAGGAAAUGGCCUUAGUUUUAGCCGUGGAAAUGUAUGGAAAGCCACAAGGGUCUUCACAGUCAAUACGCUGAGGAACUUGGGCAUGGGGAAAAGGACCAUUGAGAACAAAGUACAAGAGGAAGCACAGUGGCUCGUGGAGGAACUGAAGAAAACAAAUGGCUCACCCUGUGAUCCCCAAUUCAUCAUAGGAUGUGCUCCCAGCAAUGUCAUCAGCUCCAUUGUUUUCCAGAAUCGUUUUGAUUAUAAGGAUAAGGAUUUUCUUAGCUUGAUAGGAAAAGUGAAUGAGUGCAUUGAAAUUUUGAGCUCUCCUGUGAGUCAGAUUUUCAAUGCAUUCCCUAUUCUUAUUGAUUAUUGUCCAGGAAGAAUUAAUAAAUUUUUCAAAAAUCAUACAUGUAUUAAGAGCUAUCUUUUGGAGAAAAUAAAAGAACAUGAAGAAUCAUUGGAUGUUACAAAUCCUCGGGACUUCAUUGAUUACUUCCUAAUUCAAAGACAUCAGGAAAAUGGCAUUGAGCAUAUGAACUAUACCCUUGAAAACCUGGCGUCAUUGGUUACUGAUCUGUUUUUCGCUGGGUCAGAGACCUUAAGCUCAACGAUGAGAUUUGCUCUCCUGCUCUUGAUGAAGCACCCACACAUCACAGCUAAAGUCCAGGAAGAGAUUGACAAUGUAAUUGGGAGACACCGCAGCCCCUGUAUGCAGGACAGGAACCACAUGCCUUACACAAAUGCCGUGGUGCAUGAGGUCCAGCGAUACAUUGACCUUGGCCCAAAUGGUGUAGUGCAUGAAGUGAUCUGUGACACUAAGUUCAGAAACUACUUCAUCCCCAAGGGAACAACAGUCAUAACAUCACUGACAUCAGUGCUGCAUGACAGCAAGGAGUUCCCCAACCCAGAGGUGUUUGAUCCUGGCCACUUUCUAGAUGGAAAUGGAAACUUUAAGAAAAGUGACNACUUCAUGCCUUUCUCAGCAGAAGACCUUGAGGAGUCUUCUGAAGUCUAUAAACAGCUAACUUCAUAA